Molecule: messenger RNA, 1149 nt
Organism: Penicillium bovifimosum
Lineage: Eukaryota; Fungi; Ascomycota; Eurotiomycetes; Eurotiales; Aspergillaceae
Exons: 1
Coding region: 1-1149 (382 amino acids)
Source: RefSeq, a predicted model, not a curated record
AUGUCCAACAGACUUCAGGGCUAUCUGCAGAGCCCCCCUGGGUUUGUGGAGGAAGACGAUGCUACAGCCCAAUUCACGACAAACGAUCCAGAACUGGAAGCGAGCCACCGAUUUAACAGCCCCACGCGAGAUGAGUAUGAUCGGCAACGAAGGAAAAUUUUUGCAAGCCAAAUGUUUGGUCCCGAUCCACCACAAUCGGAAUAUGUAACGUCGCUUGGUGUGAUAAAAGAUAUUAUCAGCUGCUUCUUUGGAAAAUAUCCAUUUCACCAGCUUUGGAAUGAACGUCAAGCUAACCUCCCACAAAGUCCCCGAGGGCUUGCCGAAGCCGCGCCCGAAUCUGUCGAGGCAGAUAUGGAUAUUGAAGAAGAGCGUCCAGCAGUUCAACCUGUGUACUCGCGGCCUCCUGAAGAAGCCCCCCAGCCUUCUGCGAACUCAAGACCAGAUGCGCUAGAAGAAGAAAUCAUGAGUGAGCCAGUAGAGAUGGAUCCCCACCCACCUGGAACUCCUGACCGUGAAAUUUCACCAUUCGCAGCCGGUCUUGAGGAAGCACCCCAACCUCUGACCUUGAGGCCUUCCGAAGAAGCCCCCCAGCCCUCUACGAACUCGGGACCAGAUGCGCUGGAAGAAGAGUUCAUCAGUGAGCCAGUAGGAAUAGGUCUCCAGCCACCUGGGACUCCCGACCGUGAUCUUCCACCAUUGGCAGCCGGCUUUGAGGAAACAUCUCAACCAAUGGAAACGAGAACUUUCCUGACCAUUCAUCGGAAGAUUCCUGAGAUCCUUUCGACAUGGUACAACUCGCAACAGGAAGUUAUUGUUGUCUACCUGUUCGAGUCACGAAUUUACUACAAAUUCCUCUUAACUGGUGGAUACACACUGCGAGCAACCUUGCAAGAUCUUGCAAGGGACCAUAUUUUUGUGGUGUUGAAUCUGUAUGGGCUAGGAACACCGGAUGUGAACAUGGUUUAUGAAGUAGCUUUGAAAGAACGCUUAAUACUGGUCGGGAAACGAGACAAUCCAAGUCAUGGAAAACAGCUUGAAGGAACAAUCUCAUUGGAUAAACUUCGAGAUUACGUUUUGAACUAUGAUGUCCUCACAGGAAAGAGAAAGGCCGAUACUACAGCCAAUCGACCCGGGAAGCGUCGGAGAUAG